Medicago truncatula (barrel medic) is the source of this 2475-nucleotide messenger RNA. Its product is annotated as protein FAR1-RELATED SEQUENCE 6. Lineage: Eukaryota; Viridiplantae; Streptophyta; Magnoliopsida; Fabales; Fabaceae. Gene Ontology annotation, molecular function: zinc ion binding. The transcript has 2 exons. Gene Ontology annotation, biological process: regulation of DNA-templated transcription. The record is from RefSeq and is a predicted model, not a curated record. Bases 220 to 2283 code for a protein of 687 amino acids.
UGUUGAGAAAAAGCAGACUUAUGAAACACUUGGAAAAAGUGCGAAAAAAAAUCUACAUAAUUCAACCUCUUCGUUUGUUUUUCUCAUCUUCAAUGUUUUUAUUAGAUGACGGUGUAAAAAUAUUUUAGAGUGUUACUGCAUCAUCAUUAAACUCAAUUAAUUAUACAAGAUUGUGUAAACAGGAUGAAUGAGAGCGGGUAAAGGGUGAAUGAUUUGAUCAUGUCGGAGUUGGAGGGCGAAAAGCUCGUUACCUUGGACGGCGUCGAUUCUCAACAACGUCAAGGAGAAGAAGAAGAAGAAGAAGAAGGAGGAGGCUUGAAGGUGGACGACAUUUCUGUGUGUUAUGACCAAUUACCCGAUAAAGAAUGCCAGGUAAUUGAAUUAGAUUGUCAAAAUGAUAUCUCUGAAGGAAGAAAAGAAUUUCCCGCACCUGCUCUUGCUAUGGAAUUUGAGUCAUAUGAUGAUGCUUACAGUUAUUAUAUUUGUUAUGCCAAGGAGGUGGGAUUUUGUGUGAGGGUUAAGAAUUCAUGGUUCAAGCGAAAUAGCAAAGAAAAAUAUGGUGCAGUGCUUUGUUGUAGCAGCCAAGGUUUCAAAAGAACAAAAGAUGUUAACAAUUUGAGAAAAGAAACCAGAACUGGUUGUCCUGCCAUGAUAAGGAUGAAGUUAGUGGAAUCUCAGAGAUGGAGGAUAUGCGAGGUUACUCUCGAACAUAACCACGUCUUAGGUGCUAAGAUACAUAAAUCCAUUAAAAAGAACUCGUUGCCUAGUUCUGAUGCGGAAGGGAAAACUAUUAAGGUAUAUCAUGCACUUGUGAUAGAUACAGAAGGUAAUGACAAUUUAAACUCCAAUGCAAGAGAUGACAGAGCUUUCUCCAAAUAUUCUAAUAAGUUGAACCUGAGAAAAGGUGACACACAAGCCAUUUAUAAUUUCCUCUGCCGUAUGCAAUUGACUAAUCCAAACUUCUUUUAUUUGAUGGAUUUCAAUGAUGAAGGGCAUUUAAGGAAUGCAUUAUGGGUUGAUGCUAAGUCCAGGGCUGCAUGUGGUUAUUUUAGUGAUGUCAUUUAUUUUGACAACACUUAUUUGGUAAACAAAUAUGAAAUCCCUCUUGUGGCUUUAGUUGGAAUAAAUCACCAUGGUCAAUCAGUUUUAUUAGGUUGUGGCCUGCUUGCAGGUGAAAUUAUAGAAUCAUAUAAAUGGUUGUUUAGAACAUGGAUCAAAUGUAUACCAGGAUGUUCUCCUCAAACUAUUAUUACAGAUAGAUGCAAAGUUUUGCAGAGUGUAAUUGCUGAAGUCUUUCCCAGAUCUCAUCAUUGCUUUGGAUUGUCAUUAGUUAUGAAAAAAGUACCAGAAAAACUGGGAGGGUUGCACAAUUAUGAUGCAAUCAAGAAAGCGCUGAUAAAAGCAGUUUAUGAGACAUUGAAAGUGAUUGAAUUCGAUGCAGCAUGGGGAUUCAUGAUUCAACAUUUUCGAGUUAAUGAUAAUGAGUGGCUUUGUUCACUAUAUGAAGACCGAGUUCAUUGGGCACCAGUAUAUUUGAAGGACAAGUUUUUUGCUGGAAUGUUUGCAACACGGUCUGGGGAAAGCAUUAGUCCAUUUUUCGAUAAAUAUGUCCACAAACAGACUCCUUUGAAGGAGUUUCUUGACAAGUAUGAAUUAGCUCUUUACAAGAAGUACAAGGAAGAAUCUCUUGCAGAUAUUGAAUCGAGAAGCUCAAGCCCUUUGCUAAAAACCAAAUGCUCUUUUGAACUGCAGCUCUCUAGUAUGUACACAAGAGAAUUAUUCACCAAGUUCCAACUUGAAGUGGAAGAAAUGUUCUCUUGUUUUGGGACAAUGCAGUUACACGUGGAUGGCCCUAUCAUCGUCUUCUUGGUCAAGGAGCGCGUUUUGAUCGAGGGAAACAAACGGGAAAUUAAGGAUUUUGAAGUUGUGUAUAGUAAAACAUCAGGUGAAAUUCGUUGUAUCUGUUGUUGCUUUAAUUUUUAUGGAUAUCUUUGUCGGCAUGCGUUGUGUGUGCUCAAUUUUAUUGGGGUGGAGGAGAUUCCUCCUAAGUACAUUCUUUCGCGGUGGAAUAAAGAUUACAAGCGCUUCUGUAUUCCCGAUCACAACUGCUGUAGUUCUGAUGAUACUGAUACUGACCCUAUUCAAUGGUCUAAUCGGUUAUUUAGAAGUGCCUUACAAGUUGUGGAGGAAGGAGUAAUUUCUCUGGACCAUUACAAGGUAGCGUUGCAGGCUUUGGAAGAAUCACUUCAUCAGGUUCGUGAUGUAGAACACAAACAGGAGUAAACCUUAAAUGUACUUGAUAAAAAUUAGUGCUGGUGUAAAUAUUUAUAUCUCUGAUUUACCCCAUGGUGUUUAACUUUGGUCAUUUUACAAUGUCUAUAACUUGCAUAACUAUAGAUAUUUUUGGUCCUGAGUAGCUUUUCUUGUCAUUUCUGCAAUAAUUAAUCAAUCUAAUUCAUUUACAUAGUGGCGGUA